AUGGCGUGUGCACCCCUGCCUCGUGAGAUAAUCAAGUGGCUCCAGAGUUUGGACCUCUCUUUCAGCAUCAAGAACCCAAAACGGGAUCUGAGCAACGGUUACCUUGUGGCAGAGAUCUUGUCCAGAUAUCAUCCUCAGGAUGUGGACAUGAACACUUUCGAAAAUGGCUCUAGGUUGGAAGCAAAGGUCGACAAUUGGGAGCAAUUGUACAAGCUCUUUAGAAGAAAGGGCAUAGGCAUAUCCAAGGCCGAGUUCGAUCCUGUGAUCCACUGUGCUCCGGGUGCGGCAGUAAUGCUUAUGUACAAGAUAUACACAUUUCUCACAAAGUGUGUUGUCCAAGCACACGCGCCCAUCCAGGAAUUGGUUAACAACCAGCACGAGCUGCCAUCCUUCAUGCGGGACACAGCAUCGAAGCGUUUGAAAGAUCCGGAAAUUUCCCGAAUCCAGGACAACGUCGAAAGGACCAUUGUUGCCAUCGACACUCUAGGUGUUUUUCACCAGGAGCGGCGUGCGAUCAAAGCUACAGAAGCCCCUGCUCUUAUCAGGCAGGAACGAAGAUUGCGAAUGGGUCUGUCGCAGGAGGAUCAAAGCAAUGACAGAGAACAGACGGACUCUGUCAUGGUCGAUGAGGUGAAGGUGAAAGCACUUCAAACAGGAAGUGCUCAACUUCGAAAGACUGAUGAAAAGAACCAGGAGGCACCACCUCCGGUCACAACCCCGAGCCGAAACUCGCUGCUGAAGGCAGUGAGCAAUCCUCAGGCAUGCUGUGCAGCAUUAGCUGGUCUGCAGCAGAGUCAGACAAUUGCCAAGCCAGCGACUGAGAUCAUGCGGCCUUUGGUGUUUUCCAUUGUUCAAGAGUCCGAGGAGUUCUCAAAGAUGAUUGACACCAAGAAGGAGGACAUCGUAGUCGCAUUCAUGGAGCAGUGCAGAGAAGGCGUCAGAGAUGCCCCGGGCCGAGAGUUGCAUCGCGACAUGAAUGGCGUGGCAACGCCGCCACUGGAGUUUCGGAUGCGCGAGAUUGAGGAGACAUCUGUGCGAGUGUUUGAGACGCUGGCAAAACGCGCAGAGCUGCUGGUGGACUCGUUGACAAAAUCACCUCCAGAAUUUUGGAAGGUUUGGACAACUUUCUACCCUGCACUGGCUGAUUUCUCGGAGUCCAGCCCAAUCUUCGAGAGCGCGCUGUACUUCUUCAAGAGGCUUGGCGAACUUAUGCGGGAGCAGGAUGCGAUAUUGACCCAGCAGAUGAUGACAGACGUUGCCCUGUCUUCGCUGGCAAAGGAGUUGAUUCGAUCUCCCGAAAAGCGGGAGCUUUUGUGCGAAGUGGUUUACUGCUUCGUGCAGGAGGACACCUUGAACCAUAUCCUGGCGCUACGCGCACUGAAGGAGAAGGUGGGUGAUGACCUGGGGGUCUACGUGUCCUGCUUGGCCAGCUUGAUAAACCUCGACGGUCAAGCCGGGCUUUUGGACGAGCACCUGCUGGAUUUGUACAUAUACUAUGCCCUGAUGGCCAUUCAGAGCCCAAAGCCUAGGCUUCGGGUGGCUGGCCUUGCGAUCGUUUGCAGUGUCACCGGAUGGUCUUCACAGCACCAGCCGGUUGUGGCGUUGCUUCCGCACUUAUCUGCUCUUGCAAACGAUGACUGGUGGGAGGUCCAAGCCCAGCUGCUGCGUUUGUCCGCGAAGCUUCUCGGUCGCUUGUCCACUGAGCGCGGCGCUCCGGGCGUGGGAGCCGAAGAUGAUGGCAGUGCUAGUGGAGCAAGCAGAGUUGAGGAUGGUGGGGAGGCCAGUGUGGAAGUCGCCAUUGAGGAGAUCCUGUCCAUAGUAAGCCGCCUUUUUGUGGUUAGCAACUCCAAGAACGUUUUGCAGGUGGGCCUUUCGGCACUGGUGCAUGCCCUGCCAGACUAUCCUAAUUUGCUGCCAGUCUUUGUAGCUGUGCUCUUGGGGCAAACUCCAGCCCUUCGGCAGAGACUUCUUCAGGAACCCGCUGAGGGCGAUGACAAAGCCGGCCGCACCUAUGUGCAUGGCAACUGCACUUGUACAUAUGAGGAGACCUGCUUGCCAGAGAUUUGGCCACAUUUGGACAUAGCGAAGACGCUGACGAUGCAGCUCGAGGCUAGUCCACCUGACCGUCUGGAGAUAGAGCACCUCGAGGUGCUUUUGGCUAGCCUGCCAUUUUUCUUUGACGAAGAGGAGGCAGAUGAAUGGCUCAAUGUCUUCGAGAAGGUCAAGCGGUACAUCUUCAUGUCUCUGGUGGAUCCGCAGCUUCACCUGCUUAGCACCCAAAUCGUCCGCAAGUUCUGGGCAAGCGGCGUUGAGGCGAUUGCCGCAAAGACGCGGGAAAAUUCCCUGGACAUGAUGGGUGAGGCUCUCACCAUGCUGUACGAUGGCACAGAGCGUGUUGAGGAGGCUGCGGUCAUCGUCUUCCUUCGUGAGAUGCGCAGUCGCGAUGACGAUACGCAAGCCGAGGUGGAUCGUAUGAUCGAUCGGUUCGCAGAAUCUCAUCCAGACAAGUACCAGGUUUCGCAGCUGCACACCGUGUCCCAGGACUGA
Messenger RNA from Symbiodinium pilosum, 2547 nucleotides. The record is from the annotation of a GenBank genome assembly. Lineage: Eukaryota; Dinophyceae; Suessiales; Symbiodiniaceae.